UCCUGACACUGACAGGCUGUGUUCUUCAGGCCCGCCUUUUCUUCCUUACAUAUAAAACCCGCUGAACCACAAAACAGUUAUGCUUCUCAGGCGACCUCGUUUGUUCAGUUUCAUCAGACCACUUCAUACUACAGUCACUGCAAACAUGCCCAUCAAGGUUGGAGAGAGUCUGCCAGCUGUGGAGGUCCAGGAAGGAGAGCCGGGAAAUAAAAUUUCCAUCGCCCAGCUCUUCAAAGGGAAAAAGGGGGUACUGUUUGCAGUGCCAGGUGCCUUUACUCCUGGAUGCUCCAAGACACAUCUCCCGGGAUUCGUUACUGAUGCAGCAAAGCUGAGGAGCAAAGGUGUGCAGGAGGUGGCCUGCGUCUCCGUGAACGACGUGUUUGUCAUGGCCGCAUGGGGAAAGGAACAUGGCACAGAUGGCAAGGUGCGAAUGCUGGCCGAUCCCACAGGAGCCUUCACUGCGGCAGUUGAUCUCUUUCUGGACAAUGAUGACAUUUUGAAGGUACUCGGUAACAAGAGAUCCAAGAGAUAUGCAAUGGUUGUUGAGGACGGUGUGGUGAAGAAGCUCAACGUGGAGGCUGAUGGAACUGGUCUCAGCUGCAGCUUAGCCUCAAAUGUCCUCUCUGAUCUGCUCUAAAGCACAGACUGCACCAGCUUCUACAUCCUGACUGUGUCUUUUUAUCUCUGUUCACUGAUCAGUAUUUCAGUUAAAAAAAAAAAAAAGCCAUGCCAGUGGCAACGCAACCAAAGAAAGCACAGCGCUACUGUAAUAGAGGAUGUUAUAGAGUUGAGUAAGACAACGCACACUAUGGCGUUUAUACGCACAAUAGCAUUGCUGUUACUGACACUGACUUAUCUACACAAUAAUAAACAACUUUACAGUGAA
Messenger RNA from Ictalurus furcatus (blue catfish), 886 nucleotides. It is a transcript of the gene prdx5, whose product is annotated as peroxiredoxin 5. Gene Ontology annotation, biological process: hydrogen peroxide catabolic process; cell redox homeostasis; cellular response to oxidative stress. The transcript has 6 exons. Gene Ontology annotation, cellular component: mitochondrion; peroxisome; cytoplasm. Gene Ontology annotation, molecular function: thioredoxin peroxidase activity. The record is from RefSeq and is a predicted model, not a curated record. Lineage: Eukaryota; Metazoa; Chordata; Actinopteri; Siluriformes; Ictaluridae. The coding region runs from base 80 to 637 and encodes 185 amino acids.